Molecule: messenger RNA, 1536 nt
Organism: Crotalus tigris (Tiger rattlesnake)
Lineage: Eukaryota; Metazoa; Chordata; Lepidosauria; Squamata; Viperidae
Product: C-factor-like
Exons: 7
Coding region: 715-1491 (258 amino acids)
Source: RefSeq, a predicted model, not a curated record
UGGCCAGGACCGAGUCUCUAAACCUUACGAGGUCCUUUUUUGUGGCAGCCGGAAAUCACCGUGGAAGAGUGCACCCAAUGCAUUGUUACUGUGCUGUCCUACCUUUGUGAAGAGGAUAAUGGGACCUUUUUGGAUUGGUUGGACCAUCGACUUCCAUGGUGAUCCAUCGGUCUGACCUUAACAUUAUCAGCUCAUAAUAGAAGGAGAGUCAAUGAAGCCCCCCAAUAAAUCACUGAAUGUUAUGAAAAUCUUGGUUUUGUUUUUCUCUUGCUUUCGGAGGGUUUUUUUUUUAAUGACUUAUAUUGGGAAGGUUGGGAAUAUUGACUUCAAAGGUGUAUAAAACACAUACAUUUAUUAUCUCACUUACUCACAUAUCUCUCUUAUUCGACCCUUUUUCAGCUGGAAUUGCAGAAAUCCCAAAGUCAUCAUUUCAUAUUUUUUUCAUUUUCAGAAGUCUAUAAGGAUUCCAGUCUUUUAUAAAAGUACUUCUUGUUUUGUCCCUGUCCAAAUAGGUCAGCGGUGCUAUUCCUGCCAUUUUCACAAUCCAUUCUUCCAUGGCGGGUGAUUCAGUAUUUCUCCAUCAUUGUAGAUCUCAUGAGGCAAAUCCACCUAGAUACCUGAAGUGAUGAAGGCCGUUUGCUCCCCAUAAUGAGAAGAGCCAUUUGACACACACAUUUGAACCGGUUGGAAGCAGAAGCUGCAGUCCUGAAGAAGAUGGCAAAGCCAGUUGAUUUCUUCGUUUUCAGCGUUCUGGUGACAGGAUCCAAUCGGGGGAUCGGUCUGGGUCUGGUGAAGAGGUUUCUGGAGCUACCCUCUCCUCCCAAAUGGGUCUUUGCUACAACUCGGGAUAUGGAGGCAGAGAAAAGUAAGGAGCUAAGAGAGCUGGCUUGCAAAUAUCCGAAUCUAGUGGUCUUGCAAUUAGAUGUUACUAAACUUGAAAGCAUCCAGGCCGCUCUGAAAGAAGUGCAGAAGUAUGUUGGAGAAGGUGGGCUGACCAUCCUGUACAACAAUGCUGGCAUUUGGGUCUUCAACGAUCUGCAAACAGAAAAUGCCAAAGAUAUGAUGAGAGUUUAUUCUGUCGAUACCAUUGGUCCACUACAAAUGAGUCAGGCCUUCCUACCCUUGCUGAAGAAGGCAGCCCGGAGAAGCCCAUGUCAAGGGCUGAGUAGCAGCAAGGCGGCUGUUAUCAACAUGUCCAGCACUGCAGGCUCAAUUGAACUUGUGGCUUUUUGGGACCAAUAUCAAUUCAUUGGAUACCGCUGUGCUAAGGCUGCUCUAAACAUGCUCACCAAGUGCCAGUCUCUUGAGUAUCCAGCCGAUGGGAUUAUGAGUGUCGCCAUCCAUCCUGGCUCAGUUAAUACUAAAAAUAAUCCAGAUCCGGAAAUCAGCGUGGAAGAGAGCACGCAAGGCAUCAUGACGGUGCUGUCCAAGCUUUGUGAAGAGGACAACGGGACCUUUUUGGAUUGGUUGGGUCGCCCAGUUCCCUGGUGAUCUAUCGGUCUCACCCUUAAUAGAAUGAGAGGCGAUGGAGCCUCC